Sipha flava (yellow sugarcane aphid) is the source of this 897-nucleotide messenger RNA. RefSeq names its product tigger transposable element-derived protein 4-like. The record is from RefSeq and is a predicted model, not a curated record. NCBI's taxonomy places the organism in Eukaryota, Metazoa, Arthropoda, Insecta, Hemiptera, Aphididae. Gene Ontology annotation, cellular component: nucleus. Gene Ontology annotation, molecular function: DNA binding. Bases 1 to 897 code for a protein of 298 amino acids. The transcript has a single exon.
AUGUCUCGUAAAGAUUUAACAUUAAUCGAAAAAAUUUCUAUACUGGAAAAAAUUAAGGCCCAAUCUCAUAGUACUAGUCUUCGUGAGUUGGAAAAAAUAAUAGGCACGUCUAAAUCGGUACUAAGCCGAUUAAAAAAUAAUGAAAAAGAUAUUCGAGAACAAUAUGAAAAAUUAAAUGACAACAAAAGUGCACCUGUAAAUAGAAAAAGAAAACGAGAAGGCAAAGAUCCCAUAGUAGACAAAGCUAUGAACGAAUGGUUUUCUGCUGUUACAGAACGCGGUGUUCGUAUUUCGGGCCCUAUGUUACAGCAGAAAGCUGAAUUUUUUGCUGAAAAAGUUGGACAUAGUGAUUUUAAGGCCACAGAAGGUUGGAUAAGUCGUUGGAAGGAUCGGAAUAAUAUUAAAUUCAAGCGAUUUCACGGAGAAAAAUCAAGUGCUGAUACAAACGGAGCUAAUGAAUGGUCUUUAGCUAAAUUACCGGUAAUUCUUAAAAAUUUUUCUCCUCAGGACAUUUAUAAUGCUGAUGAAACUGGUUUAUUCUACCGAGCGACUCCGGAUGGUUCUUUGUGCUAUAAACGUGAAACACUUGAGGGAUCAAAAAAAUCUAUGGAUCGUAUAAUAGUUUUAUGUUGUUGUAAUAUGGCAGGCACAGAUAAAAAAAAACUGUUAAUAAUUGGAAAAUCCGCAAAGCCAAGAUGUUUUAAAAAUAUAAAAAUAACAAACUUACCUGUUUCUUAUUUAGCGAAUAAAAAUGCAUGGAUGACAGCAGAAAUAUUUACAUCGUGGUUGAAAGACUGGGACAAAGAGCUUGGAAAACAAUCAAGGAAAAUUUUAUUAAUUGUUGAUAAUGCUGGACCACAUCGAAACUUGAUAGAUUUAAAAAAAUAUCACACUUGA